Molecule: messenger RNA, 1581 nt
Organism: Colletotrichum karsti
Lineage: Eukaryota; Fungi; Ascomycota; Sordariomycetes; Glomerellales; Glomerellaceae
Product: galactokinase
Exons: 2
Coding region: 1-1581 (526 amino acids)
Biological process (GO): galactose metabolic process; carbohydrate phosphorylation
Cellular component (GO): cytosol; cytoplasm
Molecular function (GO): ATP binding; galactokinase activity
Source: RefSeq, a predicted model, not a curated record
AUGGCUGGCCCCGUCCCUACCGCGACCUCCCUCGCCGACAUCUACACCGAGGAUGCUCUCCCCAUCCAGACGAAGCGCUGGAACGCGCUGAUCGACCAGUUCAAGGUCCAGUACGGCCAUGCCGCCACCUUCGUCGCCCGCUCCCCGGGUCGCGUCAACAUCAUCGGCGAGCACAUCGACUACUCGCUCUACUCCGUCCUCCCCAUGGCCAUCACCGCCGACGCCAUCCUCGCCGUCUCCGUCGAUGAGACCCCCUCCGACUCCAAAACCUUCAAGCUCCAAGUCGCCAACCUUCAGGGCGACAAGUUCCCCGCGCGCACCUUCGAGGUCGACAUCAACGGCGACGUGACCAUCGACGCCAAGGUCCACGAGUGGUCCAACUACUUCAAGAGUGGUCUCCGCGGCGCUCUUGAGCUGCUGCGUCGCAAGCGCGGCCCCGGCUUCAGACCCCAGGGCAUGAAAGUCCUCAUGGACGGUUCAGUUCCUAUCGGUGGUGGCCUCAGCUCCAGCGCCGCCUUCACCAGUGUCUCUGCCCUAGCUGUCAUGCGCGCCAACGGCGAGGAGACGAUCGACAAGACGGAACUUACUGAGCUCGCCAUCGUCAGUGAGCGCGCCGUGGGUGUCAACUCCGGAGGCAUGGACCAGUCCGCCUCCGUGUUCUCUCAGCGCGGUUCCGCCCUCUUCGUCUCUUUCACACCCUCCCUGACUGCUCGCCCCGUCUUCUUCCCGACAACGAACCCCGAGCUGUGCUUCGUCAUCGCGCAGUCCUUCGUCACCUCCAACAAGCAGGUCACCGGCCCCAUUCAUUACAACCUUCGCGUCGUCGAGUGCAGCAUGGCCGGUGCCUUCCUCAACGCCGCCCUCAACCCUGCGGGCACCAAGCUUCCCAAGGACGCCUCGCCCCUGGGCAUCUCUAUCCACGGUUUCCACGACGCCUACUUUGCUACCCACGAUCAGCCCCAGUCCGAGGGCGCUUCGUCCGAAGAGGCCGCCGAGGCCCAGCUGCAGGUUCUCAUCGACGUCACCAAGAAGACGCUCACCAGCGAGGAGGGCUACACCCGCGAGGAAAUCGCCAAGGUUUUGGGUAUCUCCGUUCAGGAGCUCGAGCAGAUCUUCAUGUCUAAGCUGUCGGUGCGCGCCGAGCGCUUCAAGCUGCGCCAGCGUGCGCUCCAUGUCUUCGAGGAGGCCCUGCGCGUGCUCAAGUUCAUGAAGGUGCUCGAGAAGGAGGCCCCCACCGACUCUGCCGAUACGACGGCCUACAACAAGCGCCUCGGCGACCUGCUCAACGAGACCCAGGUUUCCUGCCGAGACCUGUACGAGUGCAGUGCCCCCGAGAUCGACGACCUCUGCCGGAUUGCCGUCGAGAACGGAUCCUACGGAAGCAGACUUACCGGUGCCGGCUGGGGUGGUUGCACCGUCCACAUGGUGCCUGCCGACAAGGUGGCUGCUGUCAAGGAGGCGUGGGAGAAGGGAUACUACUCCAAGCGCGAGCUUACCGAGGAGCAGAGGGAAGGUGCCGUCGUGGUCAGCAGGCCUGGCAGCGGUGCCGUGACAUACCCCCUGAAAGCAGGUGUCUUGUAA